CUCCGUCCGCUCGGAGUUCAUAUUCAACGCCCUCACGUACGGCUGACAGAAUGACUUCGCGAUUGAUGCCGUCCGGCGGCAGACGCUGGGUAUUGCGAUGUCCGGUGCCGAAUAACUUCCAACGCCGUGCAUUCGCCUCGACCAGACUCUACUACCAAGAGGUCUUUCAUUCCCAGCUGGAAGACCCCUCCUCCGCUGCCGUCUACUCGUCUCUCCAGACCUCUAGAGCCGUUCCCCAGACGCUCACCGAGAAAAUCGUCCAGAGAUACUCCGUCGGCCUGGCCAAGGACAAGUUUGUGCAGUCUGGCGACUAUGUCACAAUUUCACCUCAUCGCUGCAUGACACACGACAAUUCAUGGCCUGUCGCGCUCAAGUUUCUGUCCAUCGGUGCCUCUAAGCUGCAUGAUUCCAACCAGAUCGUGAUGACCCUCGAUCACGACGUCCAGAACAAGUCAGAAAAGAACCUCCAGAAAUACCGGCAGAUUGAGGAAUUCGCCAAGCAGCAUGGUGUCGAAUUUUACCCUGCUGAGCGAGGUAUUGGUCAUCAGAUCAUGGUUGAGGAAGGGUUUGCUUGGCCUGGUACUCUUGUGGUUGCGUCGGACAGUCACAGCAACAUGUACGGUGGCGUUGGUUGUUUGGGUACCCCUAUUGUGAGAACCGACGGUGCCAGCAUCUGGGCCACGGGUAAAACCUGGUGGCAAAUCCCUCCAGUUGCAAAGGUCACUUUGACUGGUCUCUUGGCCCCUGGUGUGACCGGAAAGGACGUCAUCGUUGCUCUUUGCGGUUUGUUCGAUAAGGACGAUGUUUUGAACCAUGCCAUUGAAUUUACGGGAUCCGAGGAAACUAUGAGAAGUCUGCCUGUGGAUGACCGGUUGACCAUUGCCAACAUGACAACUGAAUGGGGAGCUCUGUCUGGACUGUUCCCUAUCGACAAUGUGCUCAAGGGAUGGCUCAAAGGCAAGGCAACUACCGCUGCUAUGGGACUCGCUGACGGUCCCUUCAAGACCUUGGCUCCUCAGCGCUUCACUCACCCUAUUCUCGAGCAACUGUUUGAGAACCCCGUAACUGCUGACAAGGGGGCCAAGUACGCCAAGGAGCUCUUCUUGGAUCUUUCUACCCUUUCUCCUUAUGUGUCUGGCCCCAACUCAGUCAAGGUUGCCACCGCCCUCAAGGACCUCGAGGCUCAAAACAUUCCAGUUAACAAGGCUUACCUUGUUUCGUGUACAAACUCGAGAGCCUCCGACAUCGGUGCUGCCGCAAGGGUAUUCAAGGAAGCCGCGGAGAAGAACGGCGGAAAGGUGCCCAAGAUUGCGGAUGGUGUCAAGUUCUAUAUUGCUGCCGCAUCUAUUCCCGAGCAGCUGGCUGCUGAAGGUGCCGGUGACUGGCAGACAUUGUUGGAAGCUGGCGCUACACCGCUCCCUGCCGGAUGUGGUCCUUGUAUCGGACUGGGAACCGGCUUACUCGAGCCUGGUGAGGUUGGCAUCAGUGCGUCGAACCGUAACUUCAAGGGACGCAUGGGCAGCACCGAUGCUAAGGCCUACCUUGGUAGCCCUGAGGUUGUUGCUGCCAGCGCUUUGAGCGGAAAGCUUAGUGGACCUGGCUGGUACCAACAGCCCGAGGGUUGGACCGGAGUCGUGCGAGGCGAGGGUGAUGGCAUUCGCGAGGAACACCGGAUGCUUACCGCCGAGCAAGCUCUGGAGAAGAUGAUUGGCCAGCUCGAUGACAUCGUUGCUGAUGCGGAGAAGAAGUUUGCCCCUGAAGACAAUGCCGAACCUGAAAACGAAUCUGAUGACGCUCUUACGGAGGUGUACCCCGGGUUCCCCGAACGAGUUUCUGGUGAGAUUGUUUUCUGUGAUGCGGACAACAUUAACACCGAUGGUAUCUACCCUGGCAAGUACACCUACCAGGACAAUGUCCCCGUUGAGACCAUGGCCCAGGUUUGUAUGUCCAACUACGACGCAGAAUUCUCCUCGCUCGCCAAGGAGGGUGACAUCCUGGUUACUGGAUUCAACUUUGGCUGCGGAAGUUCUAGAGAGCAGGCAGCUACUGCCCUGCUCGCUAAGAAGAUCCCGCUUGUUGUGUCUGGCAGUUUUGGAAACAUCUUCUCCCGAAACAGUAUCAACAACGCUUUGAUGGGUCUUGAGGUCCCCCGUCUUAUUAGCCGUUUGCGUGAGAGCUUUGGGUCAGACAAGGCCCUCACCCGCCGGACUGGCUGGACCUUGACCUGGGAUGUUCGAAGAAGCCGCAUUGAGAUCCAGGAAGGCCAGAAUGGCCCCAAGUGGACACACAAGGUGGGUGAACUCCCACCAAACGUGCAGGAGAUAAUUGCCAAGGGCGGUUUGGAGAAAUGGGUCAAGAAUGCCAUUGGAGCGUAGACGCUGGUUAUUACAAUAAUCAGUAUGUUUGCUCUCCUUUACGAUUGAACUCAACGAGCUUCGUUGAAACUUGGCGUUUAUAUUAUAUACCCGAGCUUUCCCCCAGUAUCCUUCGGGGUUUCUAAUCUCUUCGUGUUGUUGUGUUGGGUGGUUUUUCUUUCUUUUCUUCAGUCUCAAUAAACCUCGUUCUGGUUUCCUGUUGCCGGGCAUUAUACGAUUGUUUGGGAUGAAUAUGUAUAAAAGAGCGAUUUCGUUUGGAUCUAGAUCUAUUUAGAUUUCAUUUUCGGAAUAAAAAGUUGUUAGGCAGAUGAAAAUAAUUCGUUCCGUGAUGUUCUUUUUGCAAUCCUCAAGCUAAGUG
Messenger RNA from Aspergillus wentii DTO 134E9, 2733 nucleotides. It is a transcript of the gene lysF, whose product is annotated as homoaconitase LysF. Gene Ontology annotation, molecular function: 4 iron, 4 sulfur cluster binding; homoaconitate hydratase activity. The transcript is spliced from 2 exons. Gene Ontology annotation, biological process: L-lysine biosynthetic process. Lineage: Eukaryota; Fungi; Ascomycota; Eurotiomycetes; Eurotiales; Aspergillaceae. The record is from RefSeq and is a predicted model, not a curated record. Bases 51 to 2375 code for a protein of 774 amino acids.